This is a messenger RNA of Oryzias latipes (Japanese medaka), 2448 nucleotides long. RefSeq lists its product as uncharacterized. Gene Ontology annotation, biological process: regulation of DNA-templated transcription. Lineage: Eukaryota; Metazoa; Chordata; Actinopteri; Beloniformes; Adrianichthyidae. Gene Ontology annotation, molecular function: RNA polymerase II cis-regulatory region sequence-specific DNA binding; DNA-binding transcription factor activity, RNA polymerase II-specific. The record is from RefSeq and is a predicted model, not a curated record.
CACAAAUAUGUGAAGAGGUUCAAACUGAUCAAUACAUUUGCAACCAGAGGAGUAAUUUCAGUCUAAAUCAGAAGGAACCAGACCUGGAAAAUAAUAAAAAACCGAAGCAGAAAGGUGAUGACCUUGAUCCAGAACCAAGCAAUGAGAAGCUCCUCUUUGCAGCUGAGAGCCAAGUCACGAAAGAAAAGCAACGCAUCUUAUCUGAGUCGGUGGUAAACGUUCAACUAAAGGUGGACAGGAGACAUUGUAGAGACAGCAAUCUAAGCAGCUCUUCAGGAAAUACCAACAUGAAUGGGAAGUCUUUGUCAUGUAAUGUUUGUGGGAAAAAUUUUAAGUACAAUUCCCAUCUCAAACGUCAUCUCAUGAUCCACUCGGGGGAGAGGCCUUACAGUUGUGAAAGCUGUGGAAAAGGGUUCAGACAAAGCAGUGAUUUGACUGUUCACAUGAGGAUCCACACUGGCGAGACGCCACAUCACUGUAAGGUUUGUGGUAAAGGCUUCUCUGUUACCAGUGUUCUGAAGAUUCACAUGAGGACCCACACGGGUGAGCGUCCGUAUUCUUGCGAGACCUGUGGCAAAAGUUUCACCAGCAGCAGCAGUCUGACCAUCCACCGGAGGUGUCACACAGGGGAGAGGCCCCAUUCCUGCACUAGCUGUGAAAAGGCUUUCAGCUGCAGCAAAGCUUUGACGAUUCACAUGAGAACUCACACGGGCCACAGGCUGUACUUCUGUGAAACAUGCAGCAAAGGCUUCAGCUGUAACCAAAGCCUGAAAAUUCACAUGAGGAUUCACACAGGUGAGAAGCCUUUCACCUGCACCAUCUGCAGAAAAAGCUUCAGGCAUAAAGGAAGCCUGUCUUUGCACAUGAAAGUUCACUCUGGAAAAAAAACAUUUUCCUGUAAACUGUGUGGAAAAGGAUUUUUCAUUGAAAGUAGGCUGACCGACCACAUGAGAAUCCACACGGGCGAGAAGCCAUUUUCUUGUAAAACCUGUCACAAGAGUUUCAGUUGUAACCAAAGUUUGACUGCUCACACUAAAGUGCACUCAAGUGAGCGACCGUACUCCUGCGAAAAGUGUGGAAAAAGGUUUCGUCAUAGUGGCAGUUUGACCUUUCACCUCAAAACUCACUCGGGCCAGAAGCCUUUUUCAUGUGAGGUCUGUGGCAAACACUUCAUUGCAAGCCGUGCUCUGACCGUCCACAUGAGAACCCACACCGGAGAGCGUCCUUUUUCCUGCACGACAUGCAGCAAAAGUUUCUCUUUGAAAUGCAUUUUAAAGGAUCACAUGACAACCCACUCAGGUGAGAGGCCCUUUUCCUGCCAAACGUGUGGCAAAAGUUUCAGUUUGAAGCGCUCUCUGCAGGUCCACGUGAAAACCCACACGGGCGAAAAGCCCUACUUUUGUGAAAUGUGCGGUACAAGGUUUCGCACAAAACACAGCAUUGAUGCUCACAUGAGGAUUCACAGCGGCGAAAGGCCAUUUUCCUGUCAAACGUGUGCUAAAAGCUUUACCAAUAAGUCUAGUUUGACCAUUCACAUGAGGAUGCACACAGACAGCCGGCCGUACCGCUGUACAACCUGUGGGAAGAGUUUCAACAAAACCUAUGCCUUGACUGUCCACAAGAGGACCCACACAGGCGAAAAGCCCUUUCCUUGUGACUUGUGUGGAAAAGCAUUCACCCGCAGCAGCGGUGUGACCAACCACAUGAGAGUCCACACGGGAAGCAGGCCCUUCGUCUGCGGCACGUGCGGCAAAAGCUUCAAAAGUAGCAGCAAUUUGUUAAGCCACAUGCACACACACGCAGCCGACAGGCAGCACUCCUGCAUGACGUGUCAGAAGAGUUUCUCUACUAAAUACCUGCUGACCGUCCACACAAGAAGCCACACAGGUGAAAACCCCUACGUAUGCAACACCUGCGGGAAAAGUUUGAGCUGUGGUAGUAGUUUGAAAGCACACAUGAGAAUCCACACGGAUAACAAGCGGUUUGUGGAAGAUGUGGGAAAGAGUUCAGCACUAAGAGUAGUUUGAACGGCACACACUCAGAAAACACACUCAGACUGGAGUCCUGGAAGGCCUCGAGGCGUUCUUUCUCAUCCAGAGUCUCUCUCAGGGCAAAAUCAUGCACUACAAUUGUACAUCCAGAUUACACAACGCAAGAGGGGGGAAUUUUAAUUCUACAAAUAAAGAGUUUGCUGUGCAGGCUUCUUUCAUAAAAGUUCACCGUCAAUGGCGAUGUGGCAAUGGAGAAACAGAAAGAGCAGACACAACAAUUAAAGUCUUCCCAAUGUUUAUGUAAAAACGUAAUUUGAUUUUGGCUUUUGUUCCUGUCUGUUUUCCUGAUUGGAUCAUAAUCCAUGUAAUCUGUUGUGAAUUGUGCUCGUUAAUCUGUACUGGAAGUUCUGAAUGACACUUUAUCUUGGUUAAUCAUAAUUAAACUGGUUCUAUCUAG